Molecule: messenger RNA, 312 nt
Organism: Caenorhabditis bovis
Lineage: Eukaryota; Metazoa; Nematoda; Chromadorea; Rhabditida; Rhabditidae
Source: the annotation of a GenBank genome assembly
AUGAAUUUUUCCGAUUCUGUACGAUGUAUUGUCCAGACACCCGAGGCUGCUCAAGUCGCUUUGUUCAUUUGUGAGAUGUCGAAUAUCGGCGACACUUACGGAAAAUACUUGUCCCAGAAUCUGAUAUAUCUCGAGAUCAAGAAUCUUUGCCAACAGGCGAAACUAUCGCUCGAAAAUUUGCAAACGUGUCUUAACGCUGGCUUUCCAUUGGAGCAAGCCGACAUCGAACUCGUAAGAACCGAUGUUUCGCGAAUGUGUAAUUUGAUUGAUGCGCUCGCCAAAUCUUACGAAAAUCAUCGCCAAACCAAUUGA